UAUCGAUGCGACUGCUGAAACCGGCCGAUUUGGACGCUUGGUGAAUCAUUCGAGGAACGGAAACUUAAUAACGAGAACGAUUCUCUUGGAUAAUAAGCCGAGAUUGGUUUUGAUCGCUAAAGAUAGGAUUUUAAAGGGCGAGGAGGUUACUUAUGAUUACGGGGAUCGAUCUAAGGAGUCUGAUUUGGGAAACACGAAGUUAACAGAGUUCUUCCCCGUUCGGCGUUCAAUUAGGAAAACGAAGAAAACCGUUUUAGAGGAGAAACAAAAAUCGUUAGAGGACGCCGUUCGAAGCGGCUCCGAAGAUGGUUUAUUAGUUAAAAUAUUCGACGGCAAAGGAAGAGGGGUCGUAACAACAAAAACCUUCGAAAAAGGCGACUUUGUAGUUGAAUACAGCGGUGACUUAAUCGAUUUAACCGAAGCUAAUCGUAGGGAACAAAAAUACUCUUUGGAUCACACCGCCGGGUGUUAUAUGUAUUAUUUUAAAUAUAGAAACCAACAGUAUUGUAUCGAUGCGACUGCUGAAACCGGCCGAUUUGGACGCUUGGUGAAUCAUUCGAGGAACGGAAACUUAAUAACGAGAACGAUUCUCUUGGAUAAUAAGCCGAGAUUGGUUUUGAUCGCUAAAGAUAGGAUUUUAAAGGGCGAGGAGGUUACUUAUGAUUACGGGGAUCGAUCUAAGGAGUCGUUAAAACAUCAUCCGUGGUUGGCUUUCUAAUUUGGUGUUAAUAAUUUUUUAUUUUCUCAAAGUUGAUUUUAAUGAAAAGUGUUUAAAGAUUAAAGGCUGAUUUAAAACGAGUACUUUUUAGGGAAAUUGAAGUACUAUUUUUAAAGGAGUACUAUUUAGGAAAAAGGAAUUUAAGAUAAAAUUAGGCCAAUUUAAGAAAUGAGUAUUUUUAUUAUAAUUAUUUAUUGAAUUCUUUUAAUGAGGAGCACUGCCUUUAU
This is a messenger RNA of Onthophagus taurus, 945 nucleotides long. The record is from RefSeq and is a predicted model, not a curated record. Lineage: Eukaryota; Metazoa; Arthropoda; Insecta; Coleoptera; Scarabaeidae.